Molecule: messenger RNA, 1157 nt
Organism: Juglans microcarpa x Juglans regia
Lineage: Eukaryota; Viridiplantae; Streptophyta; Magnoliopsida; Fagales; Juglandaceae
Product: ER-phagy receptor 1-like
Exons: 5
Coding region: 163-984 (273 amino acids)
Source: RefSeq, a predicted model, not a curated record
GCAAGAUUCUAAUUUCUCACGUGAAUGGUAUCAGAACCUCUAUUCAGUUCCUUCACGUCUUCAACCUUGGAAGCUAGAUAAUGACAAAUUAGCAGUAAGCAAAAACGAAACCCUAAUUUUUUUCCUUGACCGAGCAAUUUUGAGCUCGAAAUUCUGGGCAACAUGAGCAAUCUGAGAGCAAUCUGUCGGCCCCACACGGUCUUUAUCUCCUCCUUCAUGAGUUGCAGGCAGCGUUCUCGAGCUACGGUUUCAUUUCGAAAUCCUAAUUACAAGCCUCGUUUCUCUGCGCCGUCGUCGUUCUCUCCCUGGUUCGAGUCCUUGGGUUCAAAUGGGACUGAGCCCUGGUUUCGUGCUAGCCAGAGGAGGACCCUGGUUAGGGCAUCGAAUUGGACUGAUCAGAAAUCUCCCUAUGACACUCUUGAGUUAGAAAGAGAUGCCGAUGAAGAGCAGAUAAAGUUUGCUUACAGACGCUUGGCCAAAUUUUAUCAUCCAGAUGUCUAUGAUGGUAGAGGGACUCUUGAGGAGGGGGAAACGGCUGAGGCAAGAUUUAUUAAGAUUCAAGCUGCUUAUGAGUUGCUCAUAGAUGAUGAGAAGCGGAGGAAAUAUGAUAUGGAUUACCGAGUCAACCCAAUGAAAGCAUCUCAAGCAUGGAUGGAGUGGCUUAUGAAAAAGAGAAAAGCUUUUGAUCAGCGGGGUGAUAUGGCUAUUCAAGCUUGGGCUGAGCAGCAGCAGCGUGAGCUGAAUCUUCGUGCUCGCCGUCUUUCUCGUUCAAAGGUUGAUCCUGAAGAACAGAGGAGAAUCCUGGCUAAAGAAAAAAAGGCAUCCGAGGAGUAUUUAUCCAACACCCUUAGGCGCCAUACACUUGUCUUGAAGAAAAGGGACUUGAUGCGAAAGAAAGCCGAGGAAGAGAAGAAAAAGACCAUCAGUCGGCUUUUAGCUGCAGAGGGUCUUGAGCUUGACACAGAAGAUGAUUCGGCGCUGUAGACAACUUGCUUCACCCACUUUCAGAUAUCCCACAUCUAAUUACAGAAUACAUUCUUGAAUAUACGUUGUUGGCGAUACACAUAUUUUAUUGUACAAAAUAAUAAUAAUAAAAAAAAAAGUUGUACAUAUUGUUCCUUUCAUAGUUAAAAAGAAACGAAUGAGAUUGCAAUUUA